This is a messenger RNA of Mesocricetus auratus (golden hamster), 4593 nucleotides long. It is a transcript of the gene Cul4b, whose product is annotated as cullin 4B. Gene Ontology annotation, molecular function: ubiquitin protein ligase binding. Gene Ontology annotation, cellular component: Cul4B-RING E3 ubiquitin ligase complex. Bases 63 to 2903 code for a protein of 946 amino acids. Gene Ontology annotation, biological process: DNA damage response; protein ubiquitination; ubiquitin-dependent protein catabolic process. The transcript is spliced from 22 exons. Lineage: Eukaryota; Metazoa; Chordata; Mammalia; Rodentia; Cricetidae. The record is from RefSeq and is a predicted model, not a curated record.
AAGAGCGCCGAAGGUGUCACCAAGGCCCGCCCUGUCCUCCCUAUCCACCUCUUUUACCCCCCAUGUUCCCUCCCCCAACCCCCCCACCUCAAGUCCGGCGGACCCGGGGGCUUCAGGAGCUGGGAGCUAUGAAAAGUGUCUGCCCAGGCACUUCCGGUUUUUCUUCCCCCAAUCCCUCUGCUGCUUCUGCUGCUGCUCAGGAGGUCAGAUCUGCCGCUGAUGGUAAUCCCAGCACCACUCCGCCCACCUCUGCCAAGAAGAGAAAGUUAAACAGCAGCAGCAGUAGCAGCAGUAACAGUAGUAACGAGAGAGAAGACUUUGAUUCCGCCUCUUCCUCUUCCACCCCUCCACAACCUAGAGAUUCGGCGUCCCCUUCAACCUCGUCCUUCUGCCUCGGGGUUCCAGUGGCCGCUUCCAGCCACGUACCGAUACAGAAGAAGCUGCGUUUUGAAGACACCCUGGAGUUUGUAGGGUUUGAUACGAAAAUGGCUGAGGAAUCCUCCUCCUCCUCAUCUUCCUCAUCUUCGCCAACCGCUGCAACCUCACAGCAGCAGCAGCAGCAGCAACUUAAAAAUAAGAGUAUAUUAAUUUCUUCUGUGGCUUCAGUGCACCAUGCAAACGGCCUGGCCAAAUCAUCCACCACGGUCUCUAGCUUUGCUAACAGCAAGCCUGGCUCGGCUAAGAAGUUAGUGAUCAAGAACUUUAAAGACAAGCCUAAAUUACCAGAAAACUAUACAGAUGAGACAUGGCAGAAGCUAAAAGAAGCGGUGGAAGCUAUUCAGAAUAGUACUUCAAUUAAGUACAAUCUAGAAGAACUCUACCAGGCCGUAGAAAAUCUUUGUUCUUAUAAGAUAUCUGCAAAUUUGUAUAAACAACUGAGGCAGAUCUGUGAAGAUCACAUCAAAGCACAGAUUCAUCAGUUCAGAGAGGAUUCAUUGGAUAGUGUUCUUUUUCUGAAAAAGAUUGAUAAAUGCUGGCAGAAUCAUUGUAGGCAAAUGAUAAUGAUCAGGAGCAUUUUUUUGUUUCUGGAUAGAACUUAUGUUCUUCAGAAUUCAAUGCUACCCUCCAUUUGGGACAUGGGAUUAGAGUUAUUUAGGGCUCAUAUUAUAAGUGAUCAAAAAGUCCAGACGAAAACAAUUGAUGGCAUCCUUCUCUUGAUUGAGAGAGAGCGAAAUGGUGAAGCAAUUGACAGAAGUUUACUUCGAAGCCUUUUAAGUAUGCUGUCUGAUUUGCAAAUUUACCAAGACUCUUUUGAACAGCGAUUUUUAGAAGAAACUAACCGGCUUUAUGCAGCUGAAGGUCAAAAGUUAAUGCAAGAAAGAGAGGUUCCUGAGUAUCUUCAUCAUGUUAAUAAACGCCUAGAAGAAGAAGCAGACAGACUUAUUACUUACUUAGAUCAGACCACCCAGAAGUCACUAAUUGCUUCUGUUGAAAAACAACUUCUAGGUGAACACUUAACAGCGAUUCUUCAGAAAGGUUUAAAUAACCUCCUUGAUGAAAACCGAAUUCAAGAUUUGUCUCUCCUGUAUCAGCUCUUCAGUCGAGUUCGAGGUGGAGUUCAGGUUCUCUUACAGCAGUGGAUUGAGUAUAUCAAGGCUUUUGGAAGUACUAUUGUUAUUAAUCCUGAAAAGGAUAAAACCAUGGUUCAAGAACUGUUGGACUUUAAAGAUAAAGUUGACCAUAUAAUUGAUACCUGCUUUCUGAAAAAUGAAAAAUUUAUCAAUGCUAUGAAAGAAGCAUUUGAAACAUUCAUUAAUAAGAGACCAAAUAAACCAGCUGAACUGAUAGCUAAGUAUGUGGAUUCAAAACUUCGUGCAGGCAACAAAGAAGCUACAGACGAAGAGCUUGAGAAAAUGUUGGAUAAAAUAAUGAUUAUAUUUAGAUUUAUCUAUGGCAAAGAUGUUUUUGAGGCCUUCUAUAAGAAAGAUUUAGCCAAACGCCUAUUAGUUGGUAAGAGUGCAUCUGUAGAUGCUGAAAAAUCGAUGCUGUCCAAACUGAAACAUGAAUGUGGAGCUGCAUUCACCAGCAAGCUUGAAGGGAUGUUUAAAGACAUGGAGCUUUCUAAAGACAUCAUGAUCCAGUUCAAACAGGUCACCACCUUCAAACAGGGAAUGGAGCAGUUGAAAAACCUGAGACUUGGGCUGGCUGGUGGGUAUAUGCAGAACCAGAAUGUACCUGGCAAUAUUGAAUUAACUGUGAAUAUCCUGACAAUGGGUUACUGGCCAACAUAUGUGCCUAUGGAAGUCCAUUUGCCACCAGAGAUGGUAAAGCUUCAGGAAAUUUUCAAGACAUUUUACUUAGGCAAACACAGUGGCAGGAAACUCCAGUGGCAGUCAACCUUGGGACACUGUGUACUAAAAGCUGAAUUUAAAGAGGGCAAAAAAGAACUUCAGGUCUCUCUUUUUCAAACCCUGGUGCUGCUAAUGUUUAAUGAAGGGGAGGAAUUCAGUUUAGAAGACAUCAAGCAAGCUACUGGGAUAGAGGAUGGAGAAUUAAGGAGAACACUGCAAUCCCUAGCCUGUGGCAAAGCUAGAGUUCUGACUAAAAAUCCAAAAGGCAAAGAUAUCGAAGAUGGUGACAAAUUCAUUUGUAAUGACGAUUUCAAACACAAACUAUUCAGAAUAAAGAUCAAUCAAAUCCAAAUGAAAGAAACGGUUGAAGAACAAGCAAGCACUACAGAAAGAGUAUUUCAAGAUAGACAAUACCAAAUUGAUGCUGCGAUUGUCCGAAUUAUGAAGAUGAGGAAAACACUUAGCCACAAUCUUCUUGUUUCAGAGGUCUACAAUCAGCUAAAAUUUCCAGUAAAACCUGCAGAUCUAAAGAAGAGAAUAGAAUCCCUAAUUGACCGGGACUACAUGGAAAGAGAUAAAGAAAACCCAAAUCAGUACAACUAUAUUGCAUAAAAUGUUGGCCUUGAAACAUUUGUUGUCAUAUGACGUAGCCAAUGGAUAAACUAACUUGUUGAAUCUCAUAUUAUUUGACUUCUUUUAUACUUCUGAUGACCAAAUGAAGCAGUGUAAUGGAAAUAGUUCCGUGGACUUUUCUCAGUGGUUAACAUGCCCAUUUUAAAGAGUAAUACCUAACCUUUAAGAAGAAUGUUGUUGAACUCUUUGCAUGUUAUUUAGUAUGAUGUGCAGAAAACUCUAAGAAAGUACCCGGUCUUCAUGAUUCCUUUUGGAACUGGGGAAGAGACCCCUGUGGCCCUUAAAAGGGGGAGGGGAAUUCUUAUACAUCAUCAAUGAAGCAAAAGGUUUAUUUGCUUAAAAGUCACCUAAAGAUACUUAAACUGCAUGCAAACUUUAUUUACUGUACAGAGUUCUGGAUGUAUUUAUGAAUAGAAAAACCACCCUGGACUUGGUUGUUCACCCGUUUUGUGGUUUCUCUUGGAAAGAAAAAUAAGUUAUCAUUCUGUUGGCAUUCUGUUACACUGAAGGGAUUGGUUAAGAAACCUUAUUUGGAAACAGGUUUUUCAAGUAGGGCGACAGUUACUUCCAUAAUACCUUACAUAUUCACAUCCUAAAGGUUUCCAUUUAUGAGUAUGGGAUGUGUACAUAUGACUUAGCCCCAAAUUUACUGUGCUGAUUAACAGCUACUUAUUAAAAUAGAUAAGAUAGAAAAAAUUGCUGAUCAUUUUGUACUAGAACAUCAUUAAGAGGGAGAAGUUCAGUUCUUUUUAUUAAAAACGAAUGCAGUAUGAAAAUCACAGGAGACAGAAAUCAACCUGUUCUGUAAUUUACAGAAGCAAAAUCACCAGCUACUUUUCAUUAUGCUUCAGUCUUUAAAUGUUGUUUGGAUCGUUUUAUCUUUAACUUGGGCCAAUUGUCAUUGUUAGAGGCUUCCUGGGAUUUGCAUUCCAGUUUUUUUCUACUGAAGUGGGGUUUUUUUUGGAAGCAUCUCUUAUCUUUGUUGGUAAACAAAGCUUUUGCUUUCAUCCCCCUCCUGACUUGGAGAAACUCUACAUGUGGUUCUCCCUUACAUAUUCCCUAUUCGAAAACUUCAGGGUCUGUAUUCUUUUUUUAAUUGCUUGAAUUUAAGAGUUCUCAUAGCCACUGGACACCUGCUUUUCAGGAACAUGUCCCCAAAUUAUUCGCACACAGAAUAACAAAAGUAUUGUUCUUCAAAUUCAAAAUGUGAGUAAAAGACCUCUCUUCAUCACCAGAGGUUUUUGCUUUGCUUCCUGGUUUCUUUUUCUAUGAAAGGAAUUGGUUGCCAGAGAGAAGCAGAUAGUUUUUAGUGUUCAUUUUAAAGUAGAACUUCUUCAGUGCUUUGUCCACCAGCAUAUUUCCUUGUCUUUCUGGAGCCAUUAGGGGGACUGCUUAGACCUGAAUGUUCAGCUUAGGAGACUUGGGGCUCUUAUGUCUACUAUUGGUGAUUUUCUUGAAUUUUCAAAGACCUGUGGCCAGCUGUAUUUUUUUAAGUUGCCCAUUUUUCUCUAAUGCAUCAACUUGCACACUGUUUGACUAUAUAUAGUAUUUAGAAUUAGCAUCCCAAUUGUUUUUGAGCAGCUAUUUCGUAUAUUUUUGUCCAGCUCCUUCCUGAUUCUUUACAGGAGCUCUUCUGACAAGGAAAUAAAUGUGGCUGUUAUUAUGUUUA